Molecule: messenger RNA, 1122 nt
Organism: Dichomitus squalens LYAD-421 SS1
Lineage: Eukaryota; Fungi; Basidiomycota; Agaricomycetes; Polyporales; Polyporaceae
Product: ferredoxin reductase-like protein
Exons: 3
Coding region: 1-1101 (366 amino acids)
Molecular function (GO): oxidoreductase activity
Source: RefSeq, a predicted model, not a curated record
AUGCUGCGGGCUGCCUCCCAUCCUACUCGCUACCGCCCUGUGCUUGCUCCGAUACACAGAUAUGGCUUCUCGCGGCAGUUGUCGACAGAGAAAUCACCAGCGUUGACAUCAAAGUCUCGUUCCACAGCUCUCCUAGUCGGCCUUGGAAGCGGAGCCCUCGUAGCCUCUUACUUUCUCUGGCCGGAUCCCUCUCGCGCUGCGCCCACCAAGAGGAACGCCCUGCUUUCUCCAUCGCACUUCACACCAGUGACCGUCACCUCCACAGAACCAUGUCCAGACCCAAACACCCGCCUCAUGACACUCGCUGUUCCACGGAACUCAUUACCCUCCCUCAACGAGGCUGCUUUUGAGCCCAUCUGGUCUGUUUACAUCAAGGAUGACGACAUCCAGGUCGAGCGUCCCUUCACGCCGUUGGAAGGCAUGGACAGUGAAGGGCGCAUGAAGUUCUGGGUCAAGAAAUACGAGAAAGGUGAAGUGGGCCGCUGGCUGCACUCCAAGAAGGCCGGCGACACGAUAGAAAUACGCGGUCCGCUCAAAACCUGGGCCUGGAGACCGGACGAGUGGGACGAGGUGGUCAUGAUUUCAGGGGGCACGGGGAUAACGCCCUUCUGCCAGCUCGUCUACAAGGAAUUGCUCAGCCAAUCCCCUCCGAACACGCAGACGCGCUUCACGCUGCUGCACUCCUCCCGUCGGCCGACAGAGCUCCCCCCGUCGGAGAUGCUCGCCCCUCUAGUAGCCUAUUCCCAGGCGCACCCCGACAGGCUCAGGCUAUCACUCUUCGUGGACACGCCCGAUGGUCCUGCGCAUCCGGCAGUGCCUUCCUCUUCGUUGACCGUGGGCCGAAUUGGAAGAGAAGCUAUUGAACGUGCGACGGACUCGGGCGACGGCCAUAGAAGCUGGUGGCGAAGCCUAUUCAGCGCUUCGCCGAAGCCGAAACCACAGGAAGCUGGCGAUGGAAGGAAGAUCGUAUUUCUCGUCUGCGGACCCGACCCAAUGGUCGCAGCAAUCGCGGGACCAUUUGGUCGGAACUUCUCUCAAGGGGACGUUGGUGGGUUGCUUGGGAAUUUGGGAUACGACAAAGACUCGGUGUGGAAGUUGUAGGGCUCACUACGCACAAUACAU